Lathyrus oleraceus (garden pea) is the source of this 1259-nucleotide messenger RNA. RefSeq names its product transcription factor bHLH94. The record is from RefSeq and is a predicted model, not a curated record. The transcript has 3 exons. Gene Ontology annotation, molecular function: DNA-binding transcription factor activity, RNA polymerase II-specific; RNA polymerase II cis-regulatory region sequence-specific DNA binding; protein dimerization activity. The coding region runs from base 127 to 1065 and encodes 312 amino acids. Gene Ontology annotation, biological process: regulation of transcription by RNA polymerase II. Lineage: Eukaryota; Viridiplantae; Streptophyta; Magnoliopsida; Fabales; Fabaceae.
UUCACAUGAACUCAAAACCCCUUUUUAUAACCUCAAAAUCACUCCUAAACAAACAAGACUCAACUCACCUUUUUUCUUCCAUCAUCAUCUUCUUCAUGUGUUUGUCCAAGGAAGAGAGAGAAAGCCAUGUCACUAGAACCAACUCUACUAUAUCCACCACCACAACAACAAGACCCUUUUACCUACGGAUUCAAAGAACUCUUCAACUACAACUUAUUAACAGAUUCUGAACCUAACUUUAACUACAAUAACUUCAACCUUCAAAAUGAACAACAACAUGGUUUUCUCAACAACCAAACAGAGAAUUGGAGUAACUACAAUUCUUCACCACAAAUGGAGAAUCAAGUAAAAGAACUUAAUGUGGUGUCAAAUCCGUCUUUAGAUACCUCAACUCCCACUCGUUCUCGUUCCAAGAAACGCAGAGUCAAAACAAGUAAGAAUAAGGAAGAAAUCGAGAACCAGAGAAUGACUCACAUUGCUGUAGAACGUAACAGGAGAAAACAAAUGAAUCAGUAUCUAUCUGUUCUGAGAUCUCUCAUGCCUCAAUCUUACGUCCAAAGGGUUGAUCAAGCAUCUAUAAUUGGAGGAGCUAUUAACUUUGUGAAGAAUCUUGAACAAAAGCUACAAUUUCUUGGUGUUGAGAAAGAAAAAGAGGGUGAAUUUGAUACUAUUGUUGGAGAUAAAAACAAACCCUUUUCUGAAUUUUUCACCUUUCCACAAUACUCAACAAGUGUUUGUGAGAGUUCUUCUGAGACAAAAAUGGGUGGUGAAGUUCAUCAAUCUAGCAACACUAUUGCUGACAUUGAAGUGACAAUGGUGGAAAGCCAUGCAAAUCUGAAAAUAAGAUCAAAGAAAAGACCAAAACAACUCUUGAAAAUGGUUUCUAGUUUGCAUGGAAUGUGUCUCACAAUCUUGCAUCUUAACGUCACUACAUCUCAUGAAUUUGUCUUCUAUUCUCUCAGUGUUAAGGUGGAAGAUGAUUGCAUGUUUGGAUCAGUGGAUGAGAUAGCUUCAGCUGUAUACAAAAUGUUGGAAAGGAUUCAACAAGAGUCAAUAUUGAAUUAAGAUCUAAACUUUAACUUUUUUUUUCUUGCCUUUUUCUUUUAAUCUUGAAAUUUCUUGAGGAUGGUGAAAAUUAUUCUCUCUCUUGUUAAUUUCCUUUUUCAAGAUGAAUCUAAUUAUUGAAAGGAAAAGUGUUUCAUAUCAUGAUAAUUAAGAUGACUAAAUUGAAUGAGAAAUCUAUAAAUAAUUGUCCUUGA